AUAGACGGAAUUUGGGCAACCAUGUCUGAAAUGUGGAGAUAGGUGUCCCUGGCUCAGCCUCAGUUUCAUCUCUCUCUCUCUCUGACUUCUUUAAAUCAUCCCUGCGCCUCAUUCACUCUGUGCAGUAGCAUACCAUGGUGUAACUCUCUUUCUCAUGAACUCAUGCUCUGUGAAUGUUUGUAGAUUGGUGGGGAUUACUUGAUGGAUUUUGGGUCUGUGGGUUUAGAGGGUUUGGUGGGUCCAGAGAAUCGAGUAUCUUCACAGCUUGUUUCAGACCAUGAGUCCACCAAGCCAAAGAGCAAUAAUGGAUCUGGGUUUCUCAAGCAAGAGAGAUCUAGGUCCGGAGAAGACGACUGGAGGAGCUCCAAAGCAGCCAGAACUGACGAUUCUGAGCUACCCAAUACAUUGCUUCAUCUGCAGGGGACUCCUCUGCUUCCGAGAUCUAAUCCUAUGCACUCUUGUAAUGAUAGUGGCCAACAACAGAACAUGCUCUGCUUCUCAGAAGCUCCUUUUCUUAGCAAAAAUGGCGGAUUUGCUGAAAGGACCACUCACAACAACUCACCCUUUCGUUACUACGCAGGGUAUGGCUCUGGAGGGUUGAAUUCAGGCAUGCAUACCCCUGUUUUGGGGACUAGAGGGCCAUUUACUCCAUCUCAGUGGAUUGAGCUGGAGCACCAGGCCUUGAUCUACAAAUACAUUAUGGCAAAUGUACCUGUUCCAUCUAAUUUGCUCUUUGCACUCAAAAAAUCCCUUGACCCAUAUGGGUUAUCUGGGUUGUCUUCUGGAUCCUAUGCCCCCAACUCAUUUGGAAGGGGUUCUUUCCAUCUAGGUUUCUCUGGCAACACUGACCCUGAACCUGGGAGGUGUCGCAGAACGGAUGGAAAGAAAUGGCGGUGCUCGAGAGAUGCUGUUGCUGAUCAGAAAUACUGUGAAAGGCACAUCAACAGAGGCCGCCAUCGUUCAAGAAAGCCUGUGGAAGGCCAGACUGGCCAAGUCGUCUCUGGAUUCACUACAAAGGUGGUGCCGAUUGCUGGUUCCACAUCAGCAUCGGCAAUGUCUAGCAGUGGUGCAUCCAAUAGCCUUGGUGUUGCUGUGCAGCACCAGUUCAAGGGCUUGCGGCCUGAUGCUGAGAAGAACCCUUCUGCAGAUGUGCUUGUCAAUAGAAUGCAAGGUCCCCAAGUCCUCUCUAUGGUAUCUACUACCACUAACCUGAAGUCUAAAGAUUCCCCAUUCUCCAUUCCAAAGCAGCAUAUCCCAAAUGAACAAUUCUCUUACUCAGAGUUUGGACUCGUCUCUUCUGAUUCCCUACUCAAUCCUUCACAAAAGAGCUCGGGGAAUUCUAGAAACUAUAACUCUAUCCUGAAUUUCAACAACCAUUACUCCCAUGACCAACAUCUUCCACUUCACCAUUUCAUUGACGACUGGCCCAAGGGCCAAUCCAACCGUGCCACCGUUGCCUGGCCUGAAGAACUAAAACCAGACUGGACCCAGCUCUCAAUGUCGAUCCCUAUGGCGUCAUCUGAUUUCUCAUCAACCUCAACAUCAUCCCCUCAAGAGAAAAUUGCCCUCUCACCACUUAGGUUAUCUCGUGAGCUUGACCCAAUCCAAAUGGGUUUGGCGGUGAAUAACAAUCACCUCACUGAAUCAACCCAAAAGGGAACAAAUUGGGUACCUAUAUCUUGGGGUAGUUCGAUUGGGGGACCAUUAGGAGAGGUCUUGCACAGCAGUUCUAGCACGGUGGGAGCUUGGAAGAAUUUGUCGGAUUUGAACCUCACGAAUCGGUGGAAUGGAAGCCCGCAGUUGGGAUCUUCCCCAACAGGGGUCUUACAAAAGAUGACUUUUGUUUCACUUUCAAAUAGCAGCUCAGGCCUAAGCAGUCCAAGAGUAGACUACAAGAAGAGCAAUGAAACUGGUAGCCUUGGUGAUGAUAUUCUUGGUUCAACUCUUGCAAGUUCGUUUCCAUUUCAUCGUUGUAACGAGCGUGUGACUUGAGCAAGAGAAAGGUGGAGACAAAAAAGGAAAAGCGAGCAAGUUUACAGAAAGUUGAUGGAAGAAGGCUGAGGGAGGUUAGAACACCUCAAUUAAUUUCCAUAAUUUUCUUGUCUUGUUUCUUUUUAUAGACUAUAGUUUGCAGAUGUUUUCAAAAAGUAGGAUUUGGCUGAUUUUAGUGAAUGAAUAUUGGCCAUUUUAACUCUUUUAUGUGUGUUAGAUUAUCCAUAGUUCAUGAACAAUACAAUUAAUUUAUGUUUAUGUUUCAGUGUGAUCUUAUCUUUUGAUAGUU
Molecule: messenger RNA, 2281 nt
Organism: Camellia sinensis
Lineage: Eukaryota; Viridiplantae; Streptophyta; Magnoliopsida; Ericales; Theaceae
Product: growth-regulating factor 1
Biological process (GO): DNA-templated transcription; regulation of DNA-templated transcription; developmental process
Cellular component (GO): nucleus
Molecular function (GO): ATP binding
Source: RefSeq, a predicted model, not a curated record